Molecule: messenger RNA, 6917 nt
Organism: Gambusia affinis (western mosquitofish)
Lineage: Eukaryota; Metazoa; Chordata; Actinopteri; Cyprinodontiformes; Poeciliidae
Gene: sorbs2a
Product: sorbin and SH3 domain containing 2a
Exons: 29
Coding region: 814-5571 (1585 amino acids)
Cellular component (GO): plasma membrane
Molecular function (GO): protein binding
Source: RefSeq, a predicted model, not a curated record
CCGCACACAGGCCUGUGUCCUUUGCCAGCACUGAUUGAACCGCGGCCGUUGCCAUGGCUACACGGUGGCCCAAUGAGAGGCUCGCGGUUGUCAGCUGCUGAAUGAAAACAGUGGCCAUUUUGCGCACGAAGCCGCGGCAUCAUUCACUUAAUAGCCAAACGGAAACGGAAGAUUCUGACCAUUUCUGGAUGUAGGUGGUUCGGCAGAGUUUAUCAGCACCGCGGUGCGACGGCGCGCCUGUCGAGAAGAAAGAGAGGAGGAGGAGGAGGCAUUCGGUGCAAUAGUGUCGCCACUCCGGCUGCUGUUGCGUUUGGCUGGUGAGAAAACGGACUAGGACAGGUUUCCCCGCCUCACUUCCCUGGGCCUGUUGACCCCCCACGAGAGAGAGAAGGAAUGAGAGAGGAAGCGGUGGAGAAAGAACUACCUUUUAGUUAGCUGAGCUGAUCGAAACCGAGUAGCGUUGAAAAACAGGUGUAUGGUUUCAUCGCACGGAUGCAGCACCGGCUCGCGCGUGUCGCCUCUCCGCCGCUGCCGAAGUGAGAACUUUUAAUUACCUCGUAUGUUGAGGGGGCUGGUUUCCUGCUCAUAUCUAAGGACUGCGAGGCAGUCGUUUUAAGGCAUUAAACGGGAUACAGUCAGGGAAUAAAGACGGACACCAGAAGGAGACACUUAGCCUGAGAGGGGAAAAACAGUGGAGGAAGGAAUUACAUCUCACCAGUCAUCCUUAUCUGACUUGUGAUAGUUCCCAGUCUCCUGGUUUUAUGACGGACAGUGUGUCCCCCUGCAGUAGAUCAGUAAGAAGUGCUCUUCAGUAUGAAUACAGAUAGCGGAGGAAUUAUGCGAAAAAGCGUGGCCUUGUCACUCAUACUCUCUCCAAUGAAGAGGGUCCAGAGCUCACCAAAUUUGGCCACAGCUAAUGAUUCUCACUCAACAGAGUUUGAUUCUUGGCGGUCCCGCAGCGUUACUGAUGGUUUGAAAAAUGGAGAUGCCAGCAGUUCAUCUCUUGCUGCCAAAGGAUUUCGGAGUGUCAGACCCAACCUACAGGACAAAAAGUCUCCCACACAGGAUGUCAGUCCCUUGCCACAGCCACCCCCCAGGAGAGAGAGCUUUAACCUCUUGUCCAUUGGCACCAAUCCACCGGAAUUCAACUCAAUCACUGAUCUGGCUAAUGACUUAAGUUCUAGAAGACUAACAUUCACAAAGAACGACAGAGCUGUAUUAAAAGAAUCCUGCACGGUUAGCAGCACAUCCUCUUACUCUUACUCUGAGACCAGUGGAAAUUCAGUCCAGCAGGUUAAUCAGUCCACAGCUGCAAAUAAUAUGAGCAACCUCAGUGCCUCUGCCACUACCAGCACACAGAAACGUAAAGUUUCUUCACUUAAGCUAACCCCUGUCACUAUCCCUGACCCCCCUGAUCACGUUACUCCUCAAUUUGAAACCCAUUCCAAGAUCUUGACCUCAGGCUCACUCUUACCAUCUUCUCCACCUCCACAAAUGGUUUCAAACACACCCCAAACCCCAUCACAGACAGCUUCAGUGUAUGUCCACUUAAAUGCAGAAAAUCUAAAAAAUCCAGCAGCUUUGGCUUCAAAUCCAAGAAUGGAGGUGAAGGUCCCAGAUCAAGAUCCAGAUCAGACCUCAACACCAGCCCCAACGCAAGUGAAGAUGACAAUGCCUCCUCCUACUAUUCCACCAAGACCUUCGCCUGCACAACUGUUGGGGCCUCCUUCCCCUGACCCUUCAGCACGGCACUACCCCGGUCGCUGCCAGAGCUCCGAAUCACUCGACUACCCAUCCAGCUUAAUGCCCAAGGCCUUAUCGUCACCCACCCCGUAUGUUCCUAGUAGAGCUGUUAUGAAAACUGGAGCAAUCAGUGGGCAGAGUGUUGCCGCCUUCAGCAACAUGAGCAUUGGUAGCUGUGUGUCACCGGCGACUUCCCCCGUGACAGUCUCGGCACUCAGCCACUACUCGUCAUCCACGACGGGUCUGCUUGAUGAGCUUCAGAUCUGUAGCCUGGACUCACCUGGCGCCUCACCCACACCUUCGCCCACGCUCAGCCAUGUCUCUACCUACAUAUCCACUGCUGGGCCUGAUGAUGUGCUAACAACCUCUGUGGGCUCUACUGCUGCAGCAGCUACUGUCACUAAUGGUCAAGUUCUUUCUCAUGCAGUGAAUGGAAGUACCAGCUAUUCACAGAGGCCCAUGUCUCCACCGUCAUAUCCUCCUCCUCCACCUCCUCCUCCAUCACUCCACACAGGCCUCCAGAGACACAGCAGGAGCUCAGAGGGCAGCGAGUCGGUCACCAGGGAGUCUGUGGUUUCAGGUCACACCAGCAUCAGCAGCACAGUGCCCCUCGCUCGCUUCUCAGAAGAAGAAAAGAAGGUGUCCAUCGUUAAAGCCCCGCAUUACGAAGGCAUUGGACCUGUGGAUGAGUCUGGCAUCCCUAUUGCCAUUCGCACGACAGUUGACAGGCCAAAAGAUUGGUACAAAACUAUGUUCAAACAGAUUCACAAAGUUCACAAAGCAGAUGAUGACUACUGUGGCACAUACAAUGCAACAUAUGCUUUCAUAAACAAUGCCGAUGACUACAGCACCACCAUGGCCCACCCACCUCCUCGGACACACACAUAUAGACCUCUGUCCAAAAGCCCCUCAGACAACGGUGGGCAGCGGGUUCCUCGGGAGCCCUCACCUUCCCCAGUACCCCCACCACCUCCACCAAUGCCCUCCCUCCUGCAGCUUAGGGCCAGAGACAGCGACCGGGACAAAGAUUCAACAGACAUGAAUGAAUGGGGUCCUCCAGACAGGAAAGUGGACACACGAAAGUACCGCGCAGAGCCCAAGAGUAUUUUUGAGUAUGAGCCUGGCAAGUCAUCAAUUCUGGAGCAUGAAAGACCAACCUAUGAUGACAUAGAUUUAGAGAACGAGCCUUGGUAUAAGUUCUUUUCCGAGCUGGAGUUUGGGCGGCCGCCUCCUAAAAAACGGCUGGAUUAUAAUCCAGACAUCUCCACCCGCCAGCGCAUUGAGACGACCCUCCACAUCGCCCCGGCUGACAAGGCUUCAGAGAGACCUGCAAGUGCUGCCAGCGACUACAGGAAAAGAAGGAAGUCUGAACCAUCAAGUUCACAAGUGAAUGCCCAGUCCCAGAGCAGAGCUGCAACUUCCCCUAGACCAGUGGAUGCCUACAGAUCCAGCAGCAGCCUAAAGAAACCUGUCAUUCGUUCCUCACCUUCCUCACCCUCCAGAGCCAAAGACCAGGAUGUAUCGAGGAGUUAUUCCACCAUGGAUGAUCGACACACGCCGCAGAGAGGAAGAGCAACUCCUGACAAAGAGAAACAGCCUGCAAGAGCAAUUUAUGAUUUUAAGGCACAAACAGCAAAGGAGUUGACAUUUAAAAAGGGCGACUCGGUCAACAUCAUCAGGCAAAUAGAUAACAACUGGUACGAAGGCGAGCACAGAGGCCGUGUGGGCAUCUUCCCCAUCGCAUACGUUGAGAAGACGCCGUCGUCAGAGAAGCACCAGCCAAUCCGUCCUCCUCCUCCAGCUCAGGUCAGGGAGAUCGGCGAGGCUGUGGCACGCUAUAACUUCAACGCUGACACUAACGUGGAGCUGUCACUAAGAAAGGGGGAGAGAGUUAUAGUCGUCAGGCAGGUGGACCAGAACUGGUAUGAGGGGAAGAUUCCAGGAACAACCAAGCAAGGCAUCUUUCCGGUUUCCUAUGUUGAAAUUGUCAAGCACUCUCCAUCCAAGAGCUCCGCCCAUCAUGUAGAUCCACAUGCUUACAGCAGGACACCAAGCUCCACCCCCAUCAAGUCCUUCUAUCUCCUCCCUCCAUCUCUUCCUUCCCCUCAACCCUCUGAGAGAACACUCGACCUGCAGGCCAUCACCAGCGAGUGGCUCUCGCUCACGCUGGACCCAUCAGCCCCCACCUCCACCCCUUCAUUCACAGCCACUCCUUUACCUCCUACACCACCCCCUCUCCCCGCCGACCUCGCCCCCCUCCUGACGGCACAGGAGCCGACCUCAGCCUCACCUGCUGCAUCACAUAAAGGUUUCUCCUUUUCACACCGGCCAUCUUCCAGAAGUCCUGUUUCCUCUGACAGGAGAGCGGGUUCAGGUCACACCCCAGCUGCCCUUCCUCUCUCCCAGCCCUCCCCGCCACUGCCUCCUCCUCUUCCUCCUCCUGUCUCUUCCUCAUUCACCUCCACGCUGCCGGAUAGUUUAUUGACGCACAUUGGGAAUCGGCUACAGAUUUCUGAGGCAGACAACGCUUUAAGCUUUACUAGGCCUCAACCUUUGACCUGCACCAAGUCAGUGACAGGAAAAUUUCCCUUGCAUCUCCCAGAGCAGCAACUGUCUCCUCUUGCACACGAAAGCGGCACACUGCCCGACAUCGAGCUGCAUGUUAGAGACCCUUAUGAUGAGCAGCUGUCAGCGGCUCCAGAUGAGUUCAGUGUAGAUGAUACUGACAUUUCAAAAAAGCCUUCAGUAGAGUUCAUAUGUGCCAAGCUGAAUGGUGAAUCUCAGAGCAGAUGGUUUCAGAACAAUGUCAAACAACUCAGUCCUCUGGCAGCAGCUAGUGACUCACCUGGCAGGGUUCAUCUAAAACUGCAGUUUCAUGAACCGUUAAGCUUGAAGCCGCUUUCUGUUUUCAUUGAAGAGCAGCCAGUAUCAGUAAAUGAGGAGCUGGUUGAUCCUCACAGGCCACCGUCAGAACAAGGACACAUAUACACGGAGUUAUUCAUAGAGGAAGAAGACGAAGACAUGACAGACAAAGAGGAGAAUAUUAGAGAGUCAAAUGGGCGAAUAAGUCCACAGGCUGAAGUCUCUUCCUCCUCCUCAUCACAGUUACCUCACUCUGACCGCCUUCCCUUCAUCAUCCCGUCCCCCCCAGCAUCCACUCUCCCUCCUUCUGUAAUUUCUUCCUCCUCCACGUCUUCCCAAUCCCAACAACAUGACUCCUCCUUUUCCCCUGUCCUUCCUCACUCCCCCCCAUGCCUCCCUCACCUGACAACCUGUGAACUUCCUGCAGUCUCUCACUGCCCGUCUAUAUCCCCCCCUCCCUCUCACCUUUCGGAUCCCUCUGCAGUUGUUCCUGUCUCCCAGCCCUCCACUUCUCCCUGUCCACCCAGCCCAGUUACGUCCUGCCCUGUCUCAGAGUCAGUUUUCCCUCCCCCAACCCCGUCUCCCCCUAAAACUGCCUCUCCUCCUCUCUCUAGUCCCCACUCCCCCAACACUGCCCCCGUUGUAUCGCACGCAGGCCGUAGGUCCCCCAAAGUGAAGGAUCCAGUUGUUGGCGGUAAACCCCCUCGUAGCCCCAUCUUGUCCAGGAGGUCCUAUCUGUCACCAGUUAGAGGUCGAAGGCGGUUGGUACAGGAUGCACUCCACGGUGGAGGAGACCCGUACCAGGCUCUGUACAACUACACGCCUCGCAACGAGGACGAGCUGGAGCUGAAGGAGGGAGACGUCGUGGACGUCAUGGAGAAAUGUGACGACGGCUGGUUUGUUGGGACGUCUCGAAGGAGCAAGCUGUUCGGAACCUUCCCGGGAAACUACGUGAAGCUGCUAUAAUGAUGAUUCCAGACUCCACUGUAGCCCCGCCCACUUCUGUGACACGUUCAUGGCCGUCAGCAGCACAGCCCCGCCACAGGAUGUCAGCAGAUACCUGAGGCUGCAGCACACUUUGCAGACAGAAUCUUAGCUUCAACUAGCCAUCUUUAAUGAAAGACUUCUACAAGAUAAUGCUGUUUUUUUAAUCUUCUCUUUUUACGCUUAUUUUUCUAUUAUGGACCCUCGAAAUUUGUGCUCCUUUAAUGUUUGACGACGGGAGGAAGGAUGUCAAAGGACCGCAGCAACACGUUCCUUUCUAUUUGAGCUGUUUUCAGGGCAGUCAGAGUACUAGGAUCAGCUCCGCAGUUACUGAAAUGUUCAACUCUUCGGUAGUUUAUUUCAGUGUUCACUCACAGGAAUCCCUGAGAAAAUGAAGUGCAGAAAGUGUUAAGAAAGCAGUAUUGUGUUAGACUUGUAUUUUUGGGGAUUUUAACAAACAUAGGCUGUGCAAAUACCACACUAUCAGGUAUGUAGGGGUUUAGUUUAUUGCCGAGACUCCCAGCAUAAAUCAUAAAACAUUUUCAAGUUGUUGGUUUUUGUUUUAAACAUUUUCCACUUUAGCGUUGAUGCACUUUAACUUUAUCUCCACACAAGCUUGUGUGCUUCCUUUCAUUUCCCCCUUCAGAUUUAUGACAGCGGUUCCUCAGACUGCAGCACUUCAGGAGGCAGUCGUCUGGAAAAUGUUGGCAGGAAGGUUGUUUACCUUUUUAGGUAUUUAUUAGAAGAUGAACUGUUGAUCAAAUUGUGUCAGGAGGUGAUGAACGUGAUAUUGUUUUCUUUUUUUUUGUAGAAGACAUUUUAUAACAUCGGAUGUUUAAAGCCUGGUUCUUUCAUUUUCAAGAACCAUUGUGCUGUUGGAUUGUUGAUGCUUGAUGGAAUAUAAUGAAUUAUCACAUUUCUAACAUGGAUUUUAUUUGAAGAUGCAGGAUGAGAUCACGUAUGUGUUGCUGUCAGAGUGAGUAGUAGUAUCCCUGUUCAUGUGUGCAUAUUAUAUGGAAUAUUUGCUAUUUUUCAUCUUAGCUAAGCUGUCACACGAAGUGAACACCGCUUGUUUGUUUUUGUCUUUUUUCUUAUUCCUCAUUUAUCAUUUCACAAAGAUGGACACUGACAACAAAAACCAUUGUUAAAGCACCUUAAGAUGUGUUCUUCAUCAUCGUCCUUCACGUCACUCCUUCCAAUUCACUUCUCCAGCCAGUGUGAGAACGCUUUGUGUUUGUGUGUUGUGUUUUUUGUAAGCCUUUUGUAUGAGAGCUGCACUCCAGCCAGCAUCCACAUGCUUUAUAAACUCAGCUGUUUUUCACCCACCA